UUGAUAAAAUUAGCUGUGUUGAAGUGCAAGCAGCGAUAAAAUGGAAAGUCAAUACGUGUACGUGAAAAAGAGAUCAGAGUUUGGAAAGCGUUGUUACUUCUCCGACGCCGACAAAGUUGAAGUCGACAUAAAACCGGAGCCAAGUCUAGCGAGCAAUUUCAUCCGGCUGAACCCCGUGUCGAGGGGUACGGUGAUCCGCAAAAUUUACGCAGCCCACGAAAUAAAUACGACCGCAGCUACUUUCAAAAACAAUGGCAUGCUGCACGUCGAGGGUGGCUGGCCCAAGGACAUCAACAGGGAGGACGGUGAUCACACGUCGCGCUACCGCCGAAAAAUCGAGAAAGAUGAAUUUUACGUGCACACGAUGCAACAGUUAUUGCCGCCGAUGGAGCACUACGUCCUCCAGAACAACGCGUGCAACAUUUACCAGCAGUACUUUGAGGACACGGAGCCGAUGCCGCUCGUUCAACAGGCCUCCUGCCGGACGGUCAACGUUUACCGCGACUCGUUGCCGGUGAGGCGCUCGGCGACUCACAUAUCCUGGUCGCCGGACCAAGGCACCCGAAUAGCCGUCACCCACUGCAGCACCGACUUUAAAAAACUCGCCAACUACAGUCCCAUCUCUUACAUAUGGGACGUGGCAAACCCCAACAAGCCCUUUGCCCGGCUGACCCCCGCCUGUCCCAUUCUCGCCCUCGAGUACAACCCAAAGGACAGCAACGUGCUCGUUAGUGGCCUGAUGACCGGGCAGGUGGCCUUCUGGGACAUACGGAGGAGCUUCGAGCCGAUCGAGACGAGCCUGGUCGAGAGUAGCCACCGGGAUCCCUGCAGCCACGUCCUCUGGAUCAACUCGAAGACCGGCACGGAGUUUUUCAGUGCAGGCAAAGACGGACAGGUCAAGUGGUGGGACACGAGGAGACUCCAAGGGCCGACGGAGACCCUGGUGAUGGACCUGGCCAAGCCCGAGGAGCAGGAGCUGGACCGGGCGACCGGCGUGUCGGCCCUCCAGUUCGAGUCGUCGAUCGGCACGCGCUUCAUGUGCGGCCUCGAGAACGGGACCGUCGUUUCCGGCAAUCGGAAGGGGAAAACGCCCACCGAGAAGCUGUCGGUGCGCUUCAAGGCCCAGUACGGCCCGGUCCACAGCGUCGAGAGGAACCCGAAUUUCAUCAAAAAUUUCCUCACCGUGGGCGACUGGACCGCCAGGGUCUGGUCCGAGGACUGCAGAGAAUCUUGCAUCAUGUGGACCCCUGGACACAAGGUGCUCCUGACGUCCGGCAUUUGGAGCGCGACCAAGUACUCCGCGUUCUUCCUCACGAAGACGGAUGGUACGCUGGACGCCUGGGACCUCCUCGUCCAGCAAGACAGUCCCGUGCUGAGCGUCAAGGUGUGCGACGAGCCCCUCGUUUGCAUAAGUCCGCACGAGCAGGGCCAACUGGUGGCGGUGGGCAGCAACGACGGUAUGGUUUACAUGAUGCAGUUCUCGGAGAACCUCACCAAUAGUCUGAAGAACGACAAAGCCAUGCUCACGGCGCUCUUGGAUAGGGAGACAAGACGGGAGAAGGUGAUCGAGGCGAAGAACCGCGAGUUCCGAUUGAAGCUUAAAACGACGCGGCAGGAUUCGGCCGAUGCCCAUCAACCCGAUCAAAUGACAGAUCGGAACCUCUUGCUUCAGUGCGAGCAGGAGUACAAGGCCGUUAUCGAAGCGAGACAAAUGAUACAUAUAUUCAUGGCGGGCAUGAAUAAAUGA
Molecule: messenger RNA, 1747 nt
Organism: Copidosoma floridanum
Lineage: Eukaryota; Metazoa; Arthropoda; Insecta; Hymenoptera; Encyrtidae
Product: dynein, axonemal, intermediate chain 2
Biological process (GO): outer dynein arm assembly; cilium movement
Cellular component (GO): outer dynein arm
Molecular function (GO): dynein heavy chain binding; dynein light chain binding
Source: RefSeq, a predicted model, not a curated record